Nematocida major is the source of this 363-nucleotide messenger RNA. Its product is annotated as large subunit ribosomal protein L23Ae. Lineage: Eukaryota; Fungi; Microsporidia. Gene Ontology annotation, molecular function: structural constituent of ribosome. The transcript has a single exon. The record is from RefSeq and is a predicted model, not a curated record. The coding region runs from base 1 to 363 and encodes 120 amino acids. Gene Ontology annotation, biological process: ribosomal large subunit assembly; translation. Gene Ontology annotation, cellular component: ribosome; cytosolic large ribosomal subunit.
AUGUCCAAGAAGCAGUACAAGAAAUCAAUAGAAUUAACAGAAAGGGAACUUAAAACGCCAAAGCCUCUUACGCCAGAAGAGCGUCUGAAGCAGAUCAAGCCCAGACUAGCGCAGGACAUAAUCAAGUGCGCAGCCAAAUCCGAGAAGGCCAUGAAGCUUAUGGAGAAGGCGAACACAAUUGUUUUUGUGUGCGACCUCCGUGCCACCAAGCCCGAGAUAAAGAAGGCAAUCGAGCAGCUAUACUCAGUAACUCCGCGAAAAGUGAACACCGCAAUUACCUUCAAGGGGGAGAAGAGAGCAUACGCUAUUUUUGGAAGACAGCACAGCGCAAUAGAAAUAGCCAGUGCAGCAGACAUCAUCUAA